UUUUGUCAAAAAAGAAAAAAAAAAAACUUUAUUAUUGACAAAAUCUUUUCUUAAUAUAUCCCAAAAAUCACAAUUGCACGAAACUUCCUUUUCACUCUCAUUUUUCUUUCCAAUUUUUUUAAACCCAUCUAAUCCUCCUCAUUUGUGUACUUAUAUAUACCAAACCAAACCCCAAAAAACCCAAAAAAAAAAAACCUCUCUUAAUUUAUUUAUUUAUCUAUCCUCAAAAUUGUUAAAAAUCCACCACAUAGAUGACUGCGCCGCCAUCCAAAUCGCCUCGAACAUGCUCUCAGUGCGGCCACAAUGGGCACAACGCUAGAACUUGCUCGGAACAUUCUGUCGUACCUCCGUCUCAUACGACGGGGUUUAGGCUCUUUGGUGUUACAUUUAACGCCGUAGAUUCCUCUCUGUCUCCUUCUCCUCCAUUUUCUCCGUCGUCGUCGUCGGUAUCAUCGUCAUCGGGUUUUCGAAAGAGUUUUAGUAUGAAUAAUCUUUCUCAAUACGAACAACAACAUCAAGAUCAGCAUCAGCAACAUAUCGAUUCUUCUUCUCAGGAUGUUGUUUCUUCUGGGUAUAAUUCUGAUGAUGCUCUUCAUGCUUCCAGGUCUCGAACCCGUGACCGCGAACGCAAACGAGGAAUUCCAUGGACAGAAGAAGAGCACAGGCUAUUCUUAUUGGGGUUAGAUAAGUUAGGAAGAGGAGAUUGGAGAGGGAUAUCUAGGAACUUUGUCAAGACAAGAACACCAACACAAGUUGCUAGUCAUGCUCAAAAGCAUUUCCUCCGGCAAACCAAUCUCAACCGCCGCCGACGUCGAUCUAGUCUCUUUGACAUCACUACCGACACUGUGAGUCGAUCAGCAAGUGAGAGUCAAUUAUCAAGCCUAGACUCAACUCAACAAACUAUACCAUUUCCAUCUCCUUAUCCUUCUGCAUUCUCAACCAAACAAGGCCGUUCGCUCCCGUUACUUCCGGUCCCGCCUUCCUCAAAGAUGGCAAGUCUUAAUCUAAACCAAUUACCAAUGACGUCAUCACCAUCAUCAUCAUCAACGUCAACCUAUAGUCCUAAAGAAAGGGAAUGUGAGCCAUUGCUUUCUCUUAAGCUCGCACAAGGACCAGGACAAGGACCACCGCUGGAUGAGGAAUCGUCGAGGCGAUCCCCUACCUUUCGAGGAUUCGACGGCAGUAAAGAUAGCAUCAUUAGUGUUGCUUGAAGGAGAAUAAAGGCAAUGGUAAUGAAGAUAAUGAUUAGAUUAAUUUUGUUGGGGUUGUAAAGGGGGGUUGUGAUUGAUUUUUAUAAAAGAACAGAUAAUUUUUUCUAUUAUAUAUCAUAUUACUAGUGCUAUCUAUACAUAUAUUAUAUUAAUCAUAUUAUAAUCAUGUGAUUAGUCAAAAUGCUACAAAGUAUGAUUUUAGACAAGAUUCUGAAAGUUUUUUUUUUUUUUAUGAAGGUGAUUAAGUGAUUCCUUUUGGGUGUACAGGGUAAGAGGUUCUAAGUGAUGAACUAUGUGGAAAUAAUUGAGUGAACAUCAUUUUCUUGAUGUAUUUUUUUUGGGUUUGGAUCCACUUUUUUUUUUGAUAAGGGGGUUUGGAUCCACUUUUAAUUAUGCUUUUUUUUUUUUUGGUAGAAUCGCUUUUUUAUUUUUAUUAUUGUCGUGUCAAAUCCUUACCUUAUGUCCAUAUAUAGUAUUUCCUCCGUUCAUAUUUA
Messenger RNA from Chenopodium quinoa (quinoa), 1705 nucleotides. Its product is annotated as transcription factor KUA1-like. NCBI's taxonomy places the organism in Eukaryota, Viridiplantae, Streptophyta, Magnoliopsida, Caryophyllales, Amaranthaceae. The record is from RefSeq and is a predicted model, not a curated record. Bases 252 to 1211 code for a protein of 319 amino acids. The transcript has 3 exons. Gene Ontology annotation, molecular function: zinc ion binding; DNA binding. Gene Ontology annotation, biological process: response to auxin; response to gibberellin; response to ethylene.